CCGGAAGAAGCCGGAAGUGGGUCUGUAUUCCGCGCUUUUUGUUGUGUUUGGACAUGCACGACACCGCAUCAGGUCUGGCGGAUGCAGUGUCCUACGUUGCCACCUGUUGUAAAAUAAAAUGUUGCAAGUGAAGGAUAUGUGGCAUUAUAGGUGAUACGUAAAGUCCAGCUUUGUCCAACAAAGAAUUAACUCAAGUGUAAGUAUCAUCAAGCAGUGUAACAGUAAAUGCACAUUACUAGAAAAUUAAAGACAUGGGUGCAUGGAUAUUUCAGAUUUACUGAUAGCAUUUCAAAGGAGUUGUGAGAUUCAGUAGGUACAUCUUCAUUAGAAUAGAUACAGAGUCUCCAAUCAAGCACAAUAUUGCUUCUCUCACAUUUUGUGUUCCUUCACUUUUCACUGCCUUUCACUGACAGAUGUCUUCUUAAAAAUGCAUUAAUUUGAAGAAGAAUCAUGGUUCUGUGUAAGGAGGAAUGAUGUGAAGGAGGGGGUGGCUGGUGCACUAGAAAAGGAGAGUCACAUUUCCCAAGCUUUUUCAAAUGUCUGUUGAAGGAGAUAGUGCUCUAUUCAUAGAUUUGAUAAACAUAGAUCAUCACCAUUAAGUGUUUCCUCUGUGUGAAUCUGUAUGGGUGCAAUGCAUGCAAAAGGUCAAAGUCUGGCUGGAGUGUGACAAAGUGUGUGUAGGAUAAACAAAAACAUCAGCUGUUAAAUUAAAUUUGAUUUUUGUUUACAUAAUGAGUUCCAGCUAUUUAUAUAUAUUAUUGAACUGUUAAUUUGGUUCAGUCAAGGUAAGUUGUUUGCCUAAGGAAAUGUCAUACAAAAUAGCUGUUCAUUAUUCAGAAAGAGGACAUUUAUUAUGGAACGGAUCAUGUAAUUUAGCUGUCAAGAGAGGAGGUUAGAGAAUUUUGUGUUGUUUGAAGAUGUUUCAUCAGCUUUCCUGAGUUAAUUUUGGCCUGUUAAUUAUGUGUUUUGCAUGGUUGAACUGGAGUACAUGGAUCACAUCUGUAGGAAAAGUAAAGAGACGCAGUACAGACGGCCACUGCAGCAGCAAGAGAGUGUAAGAAAUGCCGCAAAUAAACAUCGAAAUACUGCGGAGAGUGAGUGGAAAAUCUGCAGACGAAGAUAAGCGUGUCAUGUGUUCAUCCAAAGACGAUUUAUGGUGAAAUGAGCGUGUGAAUAGGCACUGGUGGGUUGAUGACCAGCCAUAAAGCACGGGCGGGAGAGAUGAGGAAGGACGUUUUCAAGAGAGGAGAAACAAAGGGAGGAGUAAAAGAGAGAGAGUGAAAUGGUGGUAGAUAAAGACGAGGCCAUGAGCUCUGCGCCUCCUUACGACUCGCUGCCAGCUCGGCCAAGUCCCUGCCGUGCAAAGGAGUGGGAGCGAGAGUUGCACGCUACUCAAAGACUAUCUUCCCCUCUACGACCGGCUCUAUCCUCUGUUUCCCGUCGGCCUUCGGCACUCCCUGGCUAUCUGCUCUCACCCUCCCGAGAUUACGCUGACCAGCAGCAACGUCUUUCAUUAUCACUGUGCUCAGAGGCCUCGCUGGCGCCCCCUGUGCCUGCAGUUGGUGCUGCCCCACCGUGCUGCCGGGCGGUGGGAGUCAUGCCCUUGCUGCGCCUUGCACUCCUGAUUUUCAGCUUCCUUUUUUGGGCAGCAGGCCUUGCAAUCUUUACUCUGGGCAUAUGGGCGCAGGCUUCGCUAUCCGACUACAUGCUACUAUCGGCGAACCACUACCCUAACGCGCCCAUCGUCUUGUUAGGCACAGGUGCUGCUGUGACCGCCUGGGGCUUUUUAGGAUGUUUGGGAGUGGCUGCCAACCUUCCUUACCUUCUGCGGGCGUAUGGCUUCUUCCAGUUGGUCACACUCAUAGGUGGACUAGCGGCGGGUCUCUCGGGGCUCUUCUACAGGGAGGAUAUCGCUGAAGGUUUCCGUAGCGGACUUCAGAAAGCUGUAUUAGAUUACGGAGAAGAGGAGGGCCGUGCAGAUGCGCUGGACAGCCUUCAGAGGGCGCUGGAGUGCUGUGGCGCUGAGGGUUGGCGUGAUUGGCUAAUGUCCGAUUGGGCUAUCCAAGAUGCUGUGUACUCAACAGGAAGUUUGGGGAAUGAUUCCUCUGCUGUGUCUUUACCAGACAGUUGCUGCAUAAAACGCAAAGGCUGCCGCAACAGACCGUUGCCAGAGAAUGGAGGCAUGAACAUCGAGCUAGCAGGGAUUCAUGCUCCCGGUUGUUUCCGCAAAGUCUUCAGCUUGGUAAAUGACAAUGUUUUUCACAUUGCAGCAACAGUCCUGGGCCUUGCUUUCAUCCAGGUGGCAGGUAUAGCCCUCGCAUGUCUGCUUGCCAAUCGUCUUUCGCCCAGACCGCGAAGACAAGCCCGUUGAAUUAAAAAGC
Molecule: messenger RNA, 2381 nt
Organism: Megalobrama amblycephala (Wuchang bream)
Lineage: Eukaryota; Metazoa; Chordata; Actinopteri; Cypriniformes; Xenocyprididae
Product: tetraspanin-7-like
Exons: 2
Coding region: 1283-2371 (362 amino acids)
Cellular component (GO): membrane
Source: RefSeq, a predicted model, not a curated record